Nestor notabilis (Kea) is the source of this 513-nucleotide messenger RNA. RefSeq names its product family with sequence similarity 101, member B (gene RFLNB). Gene Ontology annotation, molecular function: filamin binding. Lineage: Eukaryota; Metazoa; Chordata; Aves; Psittaciformes; Psittacidae. Gene Ontology annotation, cellular component: actin filament bundle. Bases 1 to 513 code for a protein of 170 amino acids. Gene Ontology annotation, biological process: negative regulation of chondrocyte development; negative regulation of bone mineralization involved in bone maturation; skeletal system morphogenesis. The record is from RefSeq and is a predicted model, not a curated record. The transcript has 3 exons.
AUGGGUGUAUCUGAUGACUCCAGCAAGGAGGGCGCACUUGUACGCUCGUAUAAUGUUAGCUAUAAAUUGAAGAAUUCUGUGUUCUCCCCCAGCCCUGUUCUCUCCAGCUGCCCUCCAAGAUUGUGUCCUUUAUCAUUUGGCGAAGGAGUUGAGUUUGACCCUUUACCGCCAAAGGAAAUAAGGUACACAUCCUCAGUUAAAUAUGACUCGGAGAAGCACUUCAUCGAUGACAUCUAUAUGCCAGUGGGCUUAAGCGUUUCCUCUUGCAGUCAGACAGUCAUCUGUGUCCCAAACUGCACAUGGCGCAAUUACAAAGUCGAGGUCCACUUCGAGCCCCGCAACAAGCCCCAGCGUUUCACCAGCACCACCAUCAUCUACCCGAAGCAUGCCAAGACUGUGUACACCACCACGCUGGAUUACAACUGUCGUAAGACCACACGGCGGUUCCUCUCCAGCAUAGAGCUGGAAACAGCGGAAUACCUUGGGAACGACUGCGUCCUGGAUGGUUGCUGA